AUGAAGUGUCUCAUUUCUCCUCCUUCUAAACGAACCUGUGGUAUGUCUAUGUGUGUGUCGCGACGUCCCAUGAGAUUCAUGUCAAAGAAUAGACUUGCUAUUUUUGUGUUUAUUUUCCAAAGUCUUCCUAUGCGCGGCAAGUUCGCAGGGAGCCUCUUGAGUGAUGGAUAUAGUCGUAGUCGGCAGUGUGAUCGAAGGAACGAUCCAACGUGUUGGCGCGGAACUUAUAGAGGGGGUACGGCUGUGCGAAGUUGCUCCUCGAGGGGUCGACGGCGCUCGGGUUGCCGCCUGAUGUUGUCGAGGAAGCCAGUACUAUAUAUAAUGCUCCUAAUGUGAUAUAAGGUUUUCGUCAUGAUGAUCUCUCUCGAACUAUACUAGAAAUUUCUGGUCGUGUCAUGUGACGCUCUAGAUUUCAUCGUAGAACAGGAGGAACUAUUUGCGAAAUACACAGUAUCAAAAACAGAAAGAUAAACAAAAAGGACAUAUAUCUGCCGGGAUCGUUUUUGUCUCCUCCGGAAACAGUGCAUGGUGGACUGUGCUCGUGCCGGAGGUUUUUCGAAUAUUUACUCUACACCAACGUUGAUCGGUGGCACUUAUAUGGGUAGAAGAGCCUGUCUUCCAUGUUGAAUGUGGUAAAAGCAUUGUCGUCGAAUGGACGCGCUCAAGGGAAGGUUUGAAGUAGUGUGAGUAGUUGGAAGUCGGGUUUGAAGUAAGCUUGUUGCGAAGAGCGGACGGAAUAUUUUUUUUGAGAAACUCGUGAGUGUUUGAUUCACUUUUCUAAAUUUUGCUGGAGGGUGUGAGACUCCAAGCGUAUACGAGGCGAAGGGUCCACUUGUAGUUUCUUGACGGCAGUGAAUCUCAACAUGAUGACUGUCCCCGCCCGCAUGUUGCGUCUACUUCCCAGCGUAAUCGAUUGCGCCAUCAUGAUGAUUGCGGAUGCUCACAUGUUGGCGCAACGGAUUACGCUGGGAAGAGGCAACAUGCGGGCGCUGGCGCCGAUUUCGUGAAAGCAGGAACCUGUUCGAACUGAAACGUCGUUCGUUUUCACUGAAGUCGAAGUGAUCGGAAGAACUAGGUUUGUACGUAGUCUCUACUACUGAACCAACCAAAAUCCGUACAACUGGACCGCACAACAACCAAAGAUCCGUUCGCGCUUGCGUCUUUAUUCGUCCG
This is a messenger RNA of Amoebophrya sp. A25, 1173 nucleotides long. The record is from the annotation of a GenBank genome assembly. NCBI's taxonomy places the organism in Eukaryota, Dinophyceae, Syndiniales, Amoebophryaceae.